Durusdinium trenchii is the source of this 1743-nucleotide messenger RNA. NCBI's taxonomy places the organism in Eukaryota, Dinophyceae, Suessiales, Symbiodiniaceae. The record is from the annotation of a GenBank genome assembly.
AUGAGGAUCCCUGGAGAUCUCAAGCUGGUGAGGAUGCAGUCGAGCCAGGCAGAUUUGAAGCUGGGGAGGACAAUGCCUCCCACCACAAGCACUACAACCCUUGUGCCUGCAAGCGAGACAUCUUGCUACCAGGACUUAACAGAGGCUCAGCAAGAUGCAGUGCGGACAUUGGGCUACAGUAUUUCAUCAUGGCACGUGUGCAAGAAUCCUUCCUGUGCUUGGCCUUCAGGGCUUCCGGAGCCUAAUGCCCCCUGUUUGGAGGUGCUGGAGUGGUUUGAAACCUCGUUGUACACGAGAAACUGGGCCGAUCUCACCCAGUCCAAGCGCGCUGCUUUGGAACUGCUGGGAUGGGCGCAUAGCCGAUGGAUGGUGAUGAACUACCCUCUAUCUUAUGCUCAGCUUUGGUAUGAGCUGCAACCACGGCAGCAAGAAGCUGCAGCCUUCCUUGGAUACACCGUCGAGGUGUGGGAGAGGUGUGAGAGAGCAUCGCCGUGCAUCACACGACUAGAGCUGCUGGAGAACAAGUGGAAGACUCUCCGGUGGAGGGAGAUGCAGCAACCCUUCCAAGAUAGGUUGCGGGAACUUGGAUACAAUGAGGAGCGCUGGACAAAUGGAGAUGGCGCCACUCUCACGAAGGCCUACAUGGACUUGACUGACUCCGAGAAGGUCUCUGUGAGACUUGCAGGUUAUGUGUCCGAUACAUGGGAUGGGUGCCCCGAUGCUCAAUGCGAGGACCGCUUCAGUUACCUCAAGCGCAAGUACGCUGACAUUUCCUGGAGUGCUCUAACGGUAGCAGAGCGUCGCGCCUGGCAACUCCUUGGGCACACCGAUCAUUUGUGGUUAGGAGGGAUGAUGAAUACCAUCACCAUGCAGUUGACCUGGGAAGAGCUUUCCCUGGAGCAGAGGGCGCAGGCUGAAUUCCUUGGAUUUUCGAAGGGUACUUGGCAGGGAUGCAACACGAACUGGGGACAAAAUUCGGGUGGAAAUGCAACCCAGCAAGAUGGGUACAUAUCCACCAGCAUUGGAAGGACCGUCCGAGCACGGAUGGUCAUCCGUCGUCCCUUUGCGGAGGUUUCUGGGAAUGUCUACGGUUCAGCCGUGGAUCGCCUUCCCGCAUCAUUCAUUCAGGUAUUCGAGGAAGCCAUUUCUCGAGCGCUGUUUUGCAGCAAUCCUCCUCUGAGUGAAGACCCGGCGACUUUCGUUGACACUGAUGGGACACCCCUGUGUAUCCAGAAGGAGCACUAUGAAACGCAGAUGCAUCGCGUGAAAGUGAUGACUGUGGUGGAGGGGUCUAUCAUUGUCGACUUUUUCCUUGCAAGGAACCAGACGACCACUGAGCUUCCAGCUCCUGCGCUUUUUGAGUCCCUUCAACGGAUGCUGGAGCUGAAAACAUCACCGUUAUGCCAAGAUAUGCACUUUGGCAAAUUUGCUCAAGUAGCUGUAAUGGAGGAGAUCCCACUUUCGCUUCUCUCUGAAGAUGCACUUGAAGCAGCAGCCGUGUUUGAAGUGAUGCGGAACCAGUACGGGCCAGAAACUGCGUGUCAGUUGCUGGCAGACGCCAGGGAAGGACCUGUGAAGUGCCCAACAGCCACAUCAAGUUCAAUGGCAAGUGCACGGCCUCAGCGAUGCAACAUGAACAUUAGCAUAUCAAUCACACGAAAAAGAACAUGCUCAGACGAAGAUGUUUGGAUACAAGCCAAGCUGAGGUGGUUUCAUGCUGCUCACAUUGCUGAGCGUUGGUAG